AUGUCCCAACUUAAGCCCUCAACGUCAUGUAUAUCUUCCAAUCACCAGAUUCACAAUUCCUCUCAUGUAUUUCUUCAACAUCAUUGGAAGCUAUUUCAAUCCAAUAUCUCUCACCCUUCAAGAUUAUCACAUUUCCCUUCAAUCAACUGCAAUCUUCGGGACAUCCGCCAACGUAUCGCCACCGUGAAAAACGCACAGAAAAUAACAGAAGCAAUGAAACUCGUAGCAGCAGCAAAGGUCCGAAGAGCCCAAGAAGCAGUUGUUAAUGGCCGACCAUUCUCCGAAGCACUUAUCGAUGUUAUCUAUAGCAUCAACCAACAGUGCCAAUUGGAAGAUGUUGACAUACCUUUAACAGACAUUAGACCUGUCAAAAAAGUCGCCCUUGUUGUAAUAAGUGGAGAAAGAGGUCUAUGUGGGGGUUUCAACAAUAUUAUUCUUCGAAAAGCUGAAACCCGAAUUGCUGAAUUGAAGAAUCUCGGACUUGAUUACACUGUUAUUAGUGUUGGGAAGAAGGGGAAUUCGUAUUUCUUAAGAAGACCUAGUGUUUCGGUUGAUAGGUUCAUUGAAGGAGAGGGUUUUCCGAGUGUAAAAGACUCUCAGGUGAUUGCAGAUGAUGUGUUCUCCUUGUUUGUAAGUGAAGAGGUUGAUAAAGUGGAACUUCUGUAUACAAAAUUCGUUUCUUUGGUGAAAUCUAAUCCUGUGAUUCAAACAUUGCUUCCUUUGUCUGCUAAAGGAGAAGUUGUAGACGGAAAUGGUAAUUGUGUUGAUGCAAAUGAAGAUGAGUUUUUUAGAUUAACUACAAAAGAGGGGAAAUUAGCAGUGGAGAGGGAUAAAUUGAUGAGGAAAAAGGAGGGUUUUUUACCGAAUAUGGAGUUUGAACAAGACCCUGUUCAGAUUCUUGAUGCAUUGAUGCCUCUUUAUUUGAACAAUCAGAUAUUGAGGGCGUUACAGGAGUCAUUAGCAAGUGAGCUUGCUUCCAGGAUGAAUGCAAUGAGUAAUGCUACUGAUAAUGCACUUGAGUUGCAGAAGGAUCUUUCAAAUGCUUAUAAUCGUCAAAGACAGACUAAGAUUACCAAUGAAAUACUGGAGAUUGUUGCUGGAGCUGAAGCACUUUUAUAG
Messenger RNA from Lactuca saligna, 1119 nucleotides. Lineage: Eukaryota; Viridiplantae; Streptophyta; Magnoliopsida; Asterales; Asteraceae. The record is from the annotation of a GenBank genome assembly.